AUAGGAAUGUAAAUUCGUUCAACAGAAAAAGCUUUGUUCGUUUAACUCAUCGUCGCACCGGAAACCCAGACCCAAAAUCUCUUCACCGCCUUCGCCCACUAUUUCUUCCCAUCACAUAAACACCUGUCCUCAAUUCGUUUCGUUCCCAAAUUAGGGCAACUCAAUUGCAUUCGAAAUCCGGUUCCGCACUCUUCUUCUUCUUGCUCUUGCUUUCCUCGUUCCCUGAACUAAUCGUCAAUCUCAAACGAAUUCCACUCGUACCUGCACCAAUCACAAUCAACCAUCGCUUACAGCGACACUGAAAACCUCUCGUAAGGGUUGGAGUUUCGUAGUUUCGAGUGUUCCGAAUGGAUGUGGAGAGGGAGAGAUAUGAUCGGGACGACUCUCCGGUGAGGGAGCAGUGGGAGGAUGGAAAUUCUGAUGAUAUGGAGGAGAAUGGGAGCAGGCAUAGGAGUAAGGACAGGAAGAAGAGUAGCCGAGGGGAGGAGAAGGAUGGGAGGAGUAAGGACCGGGAUAGGUCGAGGAGAAGUGGUGGUGAUGAUGUUGCGAAGGAAAGAGAGAAAGAAUCGAAAGAUUUGGAGAAGGAUCGUGUGUCUAAGGAAAGAAGGAAGGAUGAUAGAGAUGAGCGGUAUAAGGAUAGGAGUAGAGAUAGUAAGGUGAGGGAUAGGGAUUAUGAUCGAGAGAAAGACAGAAAGGAUCGAGGGAAGGAUAGAGAGGUAGAGAAGGAUGGUGAUAAAGGACGAGAUAAGGAGAGGGCGAAAGAGAAGACUAGGGAUAGGGAAAGAGAUAGGGCAAAAGAAAAAGAAAGAGAAAAGGAGAGGGAAAAACAUAAAGAGCGGGAGAAGGGGAGGGAAAGCUUGAAGGAUACAGGUAGGGAGAAGGGGAAAGAUAAAUAUAGGGAAAAGGAGAGGGAGGCAGAUCAAGAUAAGGAUAAAUCAAGAGAUAGACAGAGCAGGAGAAGCGUGGAUGCUUAUGAGUCUAACAAGAUUGGGGAGAGGGAUGAGAGUGCUAAGCUUAAUGAUGAGGAUAACAGGGAUAAGGACAUUAAGAUCUCCUGUGAUGCUGCUAAUGAACAGAAUGCAGAGGGUUUGUCAGGUGGGGCACAUUUGUCAGCAUCCGAGCUUGAAGAACGCAUCCUGAAAACGAAGGAAGAGAGGUUAAAGAAGAAAAGUGAAGACAUUCCUGAGGUUUUAGCAUGGGUUAAUAGGAGUCGUAAGCUUGAGGAGAAAAGGAAGGCUGAAAAAGAGAAAGCUUUGCAGCUUUCAAAGAUCUUUGAGGAACAGGACAAUGUUGGUGAAGAAGAAAGUGAAGAUGAGAAGGCAGCUCAUGAUAUGACUCAUAAUCUAGCUGGGGUUAAAGUUCUUCAUGGCAUCGAUAAAGUGAUAGAAGGUGGCGCAGUUGUUUUAACACUCAAAGAUCAGAAGAUUCUUGCUGAUGGUGACAUUAAUGAAGAUGUUGAUAUGCUUGAGAAUGUGGAACUUGGCGAGCAGAAGCAGCGAGAUGACGCCUACAAGGCAGCAAAGAAAAAAACAGGAAUUUAUGCUGAUAAGUUUAAUGAUGAUCCUACUGUAGAGAAGAAAAUGCUUCCACAAUAUGAUGAUCCUGCUGCAGAUGAGGGGUUAACACUUGAUGCAAGAGGACGCUUUACUGGUGAAGCAGAGAAGAAACUUGAAGAGCUACGUAAGAGGCUACAAGGUGGUUCCACGAAAGUUCGCUCUGAAGAUCUCAAUAUGUCUGGGAAGAUCAUAUCUGACUACUAUACUAAUGAAGAAAUGCUGCAAUUAAAGAAACCCAAGAAGAAGAAAACCUUCAGGAAGAAGGAGAAGCUAGAUCUAGAUGCCCUUGAAGCUGAAGCCAUCUCUGCAGGGCUGGGUGCUGCGGACCUCGGUUCCAGGAAGGAUGCAAACAGGCAGGGCACUAGAGAGGAGCAAGAAAGAUUGGAAGCUGAGAAGAGAAAUAGUGCAUACCAGUUAGCUAAAGAUAGAGCAAAUGAGGCAUCUAAAGCAUUGCGACAGGACACUCUUUCUGUCAAGGCAGAUGAAGAUGAAACUCCUUACUUCGCUGAUGAUUAUGAUGAAAUUGAUAAAGCCUUAGAGAGAUCUAGGAAGAUAGCUCUAAAAAAGAAACAGGAGGAGAUGACUUCCGGUCCAAAUGCAAUUGCUCGCCUUGCCACUGCAGCCGCAAGCAGCACAACUACAGAUGAUCAAUCCUCGUCAGCUGGACAGUCACAGGAAAACAAGGUUGUGUUCACAGAGAUGGAAGAAUUUGUCUUGAGCCUACAGCUUGGUGAAGAAUCCCACCAGCCUGAAAGUGAAGAUGUGUUUAUGCAAGAAGAUGAAGAACCAAAACCUUCUGCUGACGUAGAAAUGGCCGAGCCUAGUGGUUGGACUGAAGUUAACGAAAUUGAAGAGAACAAAGCACAAUCUGCUACUGAUGAUAAGGAGGAGAUAGUUCCAGAUGAAACUAUCCAUGAAGUUGCAGUCGGGAAAGGCUUAUCAGGUGUGCUAAAACUGCUUAAAGAGCGAGGUAAUCUCAAAGAAGGUAUUGAGUGGGGUGGUAGGAACAUGGAUAAGAAGAAGAGCAAACUCUUAGGCAUUGUAGAUGAUGAUGAGGAGCCAAAGGAGACCCAUACAUUGCGUCGGAGAAAGGAUGAACAAAAGGAAACUCGCUCAUCAGGCCAUCAAAAGGAGAUGCGUCCACCUAAAGUCUAUCAGGAAAAAGAUAUUCACAUUGAGAGAACUGACGAAUUUGGGCGAACUUUGACACCAAAGGAAGCCUUUCGGGUACUUUCUCAUUCAUUCCAUGGGAAGGGACCUGGAAAAAUGAAGCAAGAAAAGCGCAUGAAGCAAUACCAUGAAGAGCUCAAGUUGAAGCAGAUGAAGAGCUCAGAUACACCAUCCCACUCUGUGGAGAGGAUGAGGGAAACUCAAGCUCGGUUACAAACACCCUAUCUUGUUCUCAGCGGCCAUGUCAAACCAGGGCAAACUAGUGAUCCCAGAAGUGGUUUUGCUACUGUGGAGAAGGAUCUCCCAGGGGGCUUGACACCUAUGCUUGGUGACAGAAAGGUCGAACAUUUUCUGGGGAUCAAGCGCAAAGAUGAGUCUGAAAGUUCCGGCACUUCUAAGAAGCCAAAAACUUGAAGUAUUUAUUGAUAAUUCGCAAGGUGGCUGAAGUUUUGAUGGCUUGGGAAAUCUCCACAUCUACUCUUCUACUGGCUGUAAAUAAGCUUCAUUUUCGACAAAGGUCUAUGGAGAAAAAUUGAAGGUAGGUUUCGAGUGUUUGACAGUACAAGAAAAAAUAAAUGUUGGUUUCAGUUUCUGAUACUCUUAGUCCACAGAAAACUAUGUCUUGAGCAGGGUUAUUCUAUUUGCUGUCCAAGAAUUUCAUUUCAUCUGAGUCAUUCUUCUGAAUGGGCACUCACAGCCCGAAUAUUGACGCCCUGAAGUCUGUCUCUGGUUCAGGACUCUACAUUGCGGGUGUGAAUGAGUAGAAUUAGCCAUCAAUGUACGGUUCUGAUGGCUUAAUUUGUGUGCCUCACCUGUGAUUUCUAUAUAGUAUUGUUGGUAAAUUUUUUAUAUUGCUGGCGCUGAAGGAAAAAUCUGUUAGGAAGGUAUGUCAUGUAUUAUGAUCAUUAUACAUUGAGCCUAAAUUCUCU
Molecule: messenger RNA, 3655 nt
Organism: Fragaria vesca subsp. vesca
Lineage: Eukaryota; Viridiplantae; Streptophyta; Magnoliopsida; Rosales; Rosaceae
Exons: 13
Coding region: 348-3140 (930 amino acids)
Biological process (GO): maturation of 5S rRNA; mRNA cis splicing, via spliceosome
Cellular component (GO): U4/U6 x U5 tri-snRNP complex
Source: RefSeq, a predicted model, not a curated record